UCUCUAUUGACAUUAGCGUUUCCUUUUCUUCAUAUUUCCGUCUUUGUGGGAAGGUUGCAAUUUUAUCUAUAAUCCUUAGUCUCUUACUUAGUCUCUUAAGUACCUUUAACUUGACCUUAACACCAAUUAUACCCCGAUAAUAUCUUCGUAUAGUCAGAAACAUGAAGACCUUCAGUACACUCAGCCGGCUGAGCUUAGUUGCCUCUGCAGCUUUAUCUCUGUUCGCUACCUCUUCACAAGCACAGGAUGCUAAUAGCACAUCAUCAAAUACGACCGCUGGCUCGGUCUUUAUCUCACCCCCGCGAGACCUCGCGUUCGCACUUAAUGUCCCUAGCGAUUCUACCACCGAUCUAUACUUCUCGUUGAUGUUUCCGGAGGGAACAAGUUGGGGAGCCGUUGGACUUGGAUCCGACCGCAUGGCUGGCUCAUUGAUUCUGCUGGCAUACCCAUCGGAAUCGGGGCAGAACGUCACAUUAUCACCACGAAUCGCUUCCGGUCACUCGGAACCCGUGUACACCCCCGAUAUCAAGGUUGAAGCAUUGGACGGCACCGGACUUAAUAACGGGACGUUUAUCUUCAAUGGGCGUUGUGGCAACUGCCGGUCGUGGUCAGAUGGGAAGGGAAAGAUCGAUAUUGCGAGCAAGUCGCAGAAUAUGAUAUACGCCACGGGCGACAGUAGCACCCUGAAGUCUGAUUCGUUCGACGCGCCGCUGAGGAUGCACUAUAACUACGGUACAUUCACGUUAAACAUGGCCCACGCUACGGGUCCGGCGGGUGUUCCGAUAAUUGACAGGUCGGAGGACAGCACACUGGUCGCUACGACUCAGGGGCUAUCGAAGGAAGGUAAAAAGGAUGUUGCGGCAUUGAUGCACGCGAUCAUCAUGGUUUUCGUGUUCGUUGGUUUAUAUCCCUUCGGCAUUUUUGUCCUACGCUUGGGAAGCUGGGUCCGUUGGCACGGUAUCAACCAGGGUUUCGCUUUCAUUCUCACUAUUGUCGGCUCGAGUCUUGGCUUCUCGAUCAGCAAGUACUACAAUAGGUCUAAGAAGGUCAAUACUGCUCACCAGGUUAUCGGCAUUCUCAUCUUCAUUUUCAUUUUCGCCCAGUUUGCUCUGGGCUUCCUGCACCACCGCAACUUCAAGAAGACACAGCAGACAACCAAGAUGGCCCCUAUUCAUGUAUGGAUGGGCCGCGUGAUCAUCGUUAUGGGUGUUGUUAACGCAUUCCUUGGCUUCCCUCUCGCUCAGGCAUCGCAAUACAACUACGUCCUCGCAGGACUCAUUCUUUUCCUCUUCCCGGCCAUGAUCCUCAUCCUCGUUACGAAGAAGUUCAUCCAAAAGAAGUGGAACAAGUCUAAGAACGAACCAACUGGUUACAAUAUGGAGCCGUGGAACCAACAAAAUGGCCAGGCAGGGCAAGGUAACGGUGCCGCGAAUCCGCAACAGCCCAUGGGGCAGAAUGCGAGCAUACCGGGCAUGAGCACGUAUGCGCCAUAUCAUGCACAGGGCAUGAAGGCAGAUCUCGGACCGCAGCAGAAUACUCGGGAAUACGUGUAAGGGGGUGGUAUGGCGAACUUAAGAGGUAAUUACCAAGGCUGUGACGGUAUAAAAUGCAUCAAUAGGCGUUUGGGUAUCGGAUCAUUCAUUUAUACUUGGGAGGGCAAGGGACGAGGUCGGGUCAAUUGGGCAACGGGGC
Molecule: messenger RNA, 1692 nt
Organism: Daldinia vernicosa
Lineage: Eukaryota; Fungi; Ascomycota; Sordariomycetes; Xylariales; Hypoxylaceae
Product: putative iron reductase domain protein
Exons: 4
Coding region: 162-1553 (463 amino acids)
Source: RefSeq, a predicted model, not a curated record